Molecule: messenger RNA, 981 nt
Organism: Nicotiana tabacum (common tobacco)
Lineage: Eukaryota; Viridiplantae; Streptophyta; Magnoliopsida; Solanales; Solanaceae
Source: RefSeq, a predicted model, not a curated record
AUGCUACAACUGAAUGAGAAUUGGGAUAACUAUGGGAGAUUUAGAGAAUUUCAGGUCGAUGGCAUUAUAGUCGAUGAGGAUGCGAGUUAUAGUCUAUUCAUUUCUACAAUAGCACAACAAUUAAUGAUCGAUACAUCCGAAAAAAUUAUAGAAAUCAAAUACAUUGUCAACGAGUAUUGUCCUCCAAUGGAAAUUAGGAACAAUAUGGGUGUUCGUGUAUACAUGGAGACGAAAAAGGAAAACAAAAACUUAGGAUCAUAUCCGCUAUGUAUAACUAUUCGCGAUUUCAAUACAGAAUUGAGUAUCACCAAUGAGAACACAGCUGCAGGUUCGUCUAGAACACUAAAUUUACUUGAUAUGCCAACAUCUCCCGUUAUAGAGGAAUAUGAAAGUAUAAUAUUAACAGAUAGUACACCAAGUUCUAUUGAAAUAGGACAAGUAUACCAAGACAAGGAAACAAUUGCAACUGCAAUGAAGCACUAUUCUGUCAUGCACAAGUUCCAAUUCAGGGCAACUAGCAUAAAUGAUUCUGCAAUGUUCAAGGUCAGAAAUUUCAACAGCCAGCACACAUGCUCUUUAAUGGACAAUACAUUCAUACAACGCAAACCUACUGCCAUGGUAGUUGGUAGCAUGGUUAUUCCAAAAUAUUCUGAUCCUAAGAUAAUUUACACGCCAAAAGACAUACAAUUUGACAUGUUGUCUGAACACGGCGUGAAUCUAACCUAUAUGCAAGCUUGGAGAGCAAAGGAAAAGGCUUUACAGUUUUUGAGAGGUCAUCCUGCUGACUCCUACAGCAAAUUGCUUAGUUAUUUGUAUAUUCUAGAGAAGACUUAUCCGAGAUCUGUAGUUAAAUUGAAGAAGACGGACGAUGAUUGCUUCUUGUAUGUAUUUGUUGCAAUUUGUACGUUAAUCAGUGGUUGGGAAUAUUGUAGGCCAGUUGUAGUAGUUAAUGGGACCUUCUUAAAGUCAGCAUACAUGUGA